AUGGACGACCUGCGGGUGCUGUGGAUGCGCGACCGCGUGUAUGCGGCUUUCGGCAUCACCGAUCCCCAGCUUUUCGAGGACCUGCUCAACCGCGACGACGGCCAGGGCGAGGACCUCAUCCUGCACUUCCUCAACCAGGCGAGCGAGGAGGAGGGCUCCUCGGCGCUCUUCAUCUACCGCACGAUGGUGCCGGAGGAGGUGGAGGUGGAGAUUGAUGAGAUACCUGUCCUGUCUGCAGAGGAAGAAGAGGAAGAAGAGAUUUAUUCUCAAAAAGUGGAGUCCAUGGAUAAAGGACGAGGUCCUAAGCAUGUGUCCACGAGAACCGAAUCUCUAGGUCAACCUAAUCGACGUAGAGAUGAAGAAAUGCACAAAGAGAUUUCAGAAAAAUCUCCCUUCCCAAAAAUUGUGAAGCACAUCGUGGAAAAAAUGCGUCUCCACAUGCUCUGUGCCCCUCUUCCCAUGGAGUUCCUGGACCAAAACGUGGUGUUUUUUCUCAGAAAUACCAAAGAGGCAAUCUCUGAAGCUACCGACAUGAAGGAAGCUAUGGAAAUUAUGCCGGAAACACUGGAGUAUGGAAUUAUAAAUGCUAAUGUGCUCCAUUUUCUGAAGGAUAUUAUGUGUCAGGUUUUUUUGCCAGCAUUGUCCUUCAAUCAGCACAGGACAAGUACAACUGUGGGAGUUACAUCUGGAGAAGGCUUUGAUUUCUCUGAGUACGAAUCAGACCUGCCGCCCAUGCCUGGGGAGACAGUAGAAUAUCACAGUAUUCAAUUAAUACGGGAUGAAUUUUUAAUGAAUGUGCAGAAAUUUGCAAGUAAUAUUCAAAGAACCAUGCAGCAACUUGAAGGUGAGAUCAAGUUAGAAAUGCCAACCAUCAGUGUGGAGGGAGAGGUGUCCGACCUGGCAGCUGACCCGGAAACUGUUGACAUCUUGGAGCAGUGUGUGAUAAACUGGCUGAACCAGAUAUCCAUAGCGGUUGAGGGCCAACUGAAGAAGACACCUCAGGGUAAAGGCCCUCUGGCUGAAAUUGAAUUCUGGAGGGAAAGAAAUGCAACUUUAAGUGCUCUGCAUGAACAAACAAAGCUUCCAAUAGUCAGAAAAGUCUUGGAUGUGAUCAAGGAAUCCGACUCCAUGCUUGUGGCUAACCUGCAGCCAGUGUUCACCGAGUUAUUCAAGCUCCACACGGAGGCUUCAGACAAUGUGCGCUUUCUGUCCACCGUGGAGCGUUAUUUCAAGAACAUAACGCAUGGGUCUGGCUUCCACGUGGUCCUGGACACCAUCCCCGCCAUGAUGAGUGCCCUGCGGAUGGUGUGGAUCAUCUCCCGACACUACAACAAAGACGAGAGGAUGAUUCCGCUCAUGGAGCGCAUCGCCUGGGAAAUCGCCGAGAGAGUCUGUCGAGUGGUCAACCUGCGGACUUUGUUCAAAGAAAAUCGAGCGAGUGCCCAAAACAAAACCCUGGACGCCAGGAACACCCUCAAGCUGUGGAAAAAGGCCUAUUUUGACACCCGGGCCAAGAUAGAGGCCUCGGGGAGGGAAGCUCGGUGGGAGUUUGACCGGAAGCGGCUGUUCGAGAGGACGGAUUACAUGGCCACCAUCUGCCAGGACCUGUCCGACAUUCUGCAGGUUUUGGAGGAAUUUUAUAACAUAUUUGGUCCAGAACUAAAGGCAGUGACGGGGGACCCCAAACGCAUUGACGAUGUCCUGUGCAGGGUGGACGGCCUGGUCACCCCCAUGGAAAACCUGACCUUUGACCCCUUCAGCAUCAAGUCCUCCCAGUUCUGGAAAUAUGUGAUGGAUGAAUUCAAGAUUGAAGUUCUGAUUGACAUCAUUAAUAAAAUCUUUGUCCAGAACCUUGAAAAUCCACCACUGUAUAAGAACCACCCUCCAGUAGCAGGUGCGAUAUACUGGGAACGAUCUCUGUUCUUUCGGAUUAAGCACACCAUCCUCCGAUUUCAAGAGGUACAGGAGAUACUGGACAGCGAUCGAGGACAGGAGGUCAAACAAAAAUAUUUGGAAGUGGGUAAGACGAUGAAGGAGUAUGAAGACAGGAAGUACGAGCAGUGGAUGGAAGCGACGGAGCAGGUGCUGCCGGCCCUCAUGAAGAAGAGCCUUUUGACCAAGUCUUCCACCGCUGCGGAGGAGCCUUUGACUUCAGAAAGGGGAGCUGUUUUUGCAAUCAACUUUUCACCUGCUCUCAGGGAGAUUAUUAAUGAAACGAAGUACUUAGAGCAGCUGGGGUUCACUGUCCCUGAAUUAGCAAGAAAUGUUGCGCUCCAGGAAGACAAAUUCCUUAGGUACACAGAUGGGAUACAGCGCAUGUUGGAUCAUUAUCACACGCUCAUAGGAACGUUAAACGAGGCAGAGUCCGUGCUUCUCAACGACCAUUCCCAGGAGCUACUCCGAGUGUUUCGGUCUGGAUAUAAGAGGUUGAACUGGAACUCACUGGGUAUUGGUGACUAUAUAACUGGUUGCAAACAGGCCAUUGGGAAAUUUGAGUCUCUCGUCCACCAGAUUCAUAAGAAUGCAGAUGACAUUUCUUCCAGGCUGACAUUAAUAGAGGCCAUAAAUCUCUUUAAAUAUCCAGCUGCUAAAAGCGAGGAAGAACUCCCAGGUGUGAAGGAAUUUUUUGAACACAUUGAGCGAGAAAGGGCCAGAGACGUGGACCACAUGGUCCGGUGGUAUCUUGCCAUUGGACCGCUGCUGACUAAAGUUGAGGGCCUGGUCGUCCACACCAACACAGGCAAGGCCCCCAGGCUGGCCUCCUACUACGAAUACUGGGAAAAGAAAAUUUAUGAGGUCCUGACAAAGCUCAUUCUGAAGAAUUUGCAGUCUUUUAAUUCUUUGAUCCUUGGAAAUGUCCCUCUGUUCCAAACUGAAACCAUUCUGACGGCGCCUGAGAUCAUCCUUCAUCCCAACACAAAUGAGAUCGACAAGAUGUGCUUCCAUUGUGUCCGGAAUUGUGUGGAGAUCACCAAGCAUUUUGUUCGUUGGAUGAAUGGCAGCUGCAUAGAAUGCCCCCCUCAGAAGGGGGAGGAAGAAGAAGUUGUUAUAAUAAACUUUUACAAUGAUAUCUCUCUGAACCCUCAGAUAAUUGAACAAGCUGUUAUGAUCCCCCAAAAUGUCCACAGGAUUCUGAUCAAUCUUAUGAAGUAUCUACAAAAAUGGAAGCGGUAUCGACCUCUCUGGAAAUUGGACAAAGCUAUUGUGAUGGAGAAAUUUGCCUCCAAGAAACCUCCUUGUGUAGCAUAUGAUGAAAAAUUGCAGUUCUAUUCCAAGAUAGCCUAUGAGGUUAUGCGCCACCCUCUAAUUAAGGAUGAGCAUUGCAUCAGACUUCAGCUAGGGCAUCUGGCAAACACAGUGCAGGAAAAUGCCAAGUCCUGGGUGAUUUCGCUUGGAAAACUUCUCAAUGAGUCAGCAAAAGAGGAGCUCUAUAGUCUCCAUGAAGAGAUGGAGCACCUGGCCAAAAGCCUUAGGAAGAUCCCCAAUACCCUUGAAGAUCUCAAGUUUGUCCUUGCAACAAUUGCAGAAAUUAGAAGUAAAUCUCUAGUCAUGGAAUUAAGAUACAGGGACGUCCAGGAGCGAUACCGUACCAUGGCAAUGUAUAACCUCUUUCCUCCUGAUGCAGAGAAAGAACUGGCUGAUAAGAUUGAGAGCACGUGGUCCAAUCUGUUUAAUGAUUCGGUGAAUGUGGAGCAUGCUCUUGGGGACAUAAAGAGAACUUUCACAGAGAUUACUCGAGGCGAAAUAAUGAACUACAGAGUUCAGAUAGAGGAUUUUGCAAAGCGUUUUUACAGUGAAGGCCCUGGUUCUGUUGGUGAUGAUCUUGAUAAAGGAGUAGAGCUUUUAGGUGUUUUUGAAAGAGAGCUGGCAAGACAUGAAAAGAGCCGUCAGGAACUGGCUAACGCUGAGAAACUUUUCGAUCUUCCUAUUACCAUGUACCCAGAGCUGCUGAAAGUGCAGAAGGAAAUGAGUGGGCUGAGGAUGAUUUACGAGCUCUACGAAGGACUAAAGGUUGCAAAAGAAGAAUGGUCUCAGACCCUUUGGAUCAAUCUGAAUGUGCAGAUUCUCCAGGAAGGAAUUGAAGGUUUUCUCAGGGCUCUCAGAAAGCUACCUCGGUCAGUCCGUGGCUUAUCAGUGGCCUACUACCUGGAAGCGAAAAUGAAGGCAUUCAAAGACUCAAUUCCUUUACUUCUUGACUUGAAACAUGAGGCACUAAGAGACAGGCAUUGGAAAGAACUUAUGGAAAAAACGUCUGUCUUUUUUGAAAUGACCGAAACGUUCACCCUAGAAAAUAUGUUUGCUAUGGAACUGCACAAACAUACGGAUGUUCUCAAUGAGAUUGUCACAGCAGCAAUCAAGGAGGUUGCCAUUGAGAAGGCUGUGAAGGAAAUCCUAGACACGUGGGAAAAUAUGAAAUUCACUGUAGUCAAGUAUUACAAAGGCACACAGGAGCGAGGCUACAUCCUGGGUUCUGUUGACGAAAUUAUUCAGUCUCUUGAUGACAACACUUUCAACCUGCAGAGCAUCUCAGGAAGCAGAUUUGUGGGGCCUUUUCUGCAAACUGUUCACAAAUGGGAAAAAACGCUUUCUCUAAUAGGAGAAGUCAUUGAGAUUUGGAUGUUGGUUCAGAGAAAAUGGAUGUAUCUUGAAAGUAUUUUUAUUGGUGGAGAUAUAAGAUCACAACUCCCGGAAGAGGCAAAAAAGUUUGACAACAUCGAUAGAGUAUUUAAAAGGAUCAUGGGCGAGACCUUAAAAGACCCCGUGAUCAAGAGGUGCUGUGAAGCCCCAAACCGCCUCAGUGACCUACAGAAUGUCAGUGAGGGCCUGGAGAAAUGCCAGAAAAGCCUCAACGACUACUUAGAUUCGAAGAGAAACGCCUUCCCGAGGUUCUUCUUCAUUUCUGACGAUGAGCUGCUCAGCAUUCUGGGGAGCAGUGACCCACUCUGCGUCCAGGAGCACAUGAUCAAGAUGUACGACAACAUAGCAUUGCUGCGGUUUAACGAUGGCGAUAGUGGAGAAAAACUGGUGUCCGCGAUGAUUUCAGCGGAAGGAGAAGUCAUGGAGCUUCGGAAGAUCGUGCGGGCCGAAGGGCGCGUGGAGGACUGGAUGACGGCAGUUUUGAAUGAAAUGAGAAGAACUAAUAGACUAAUUACCAAAGAGGCUAUUUUUAGAUACUGUGAAGACAGAAGCAGAGUCGACUGGAUGCUCCUGUACCAGGGCAUGGUGGUGCUGGCUGCCAGCCAGGUGUGGUGGACCUGGGAGGUGGAAGACGUCUUCCACAAAGUGCAAAAAGGGGAGAAGCAGGCCAUGAAGAACUACGGCAGGAAAAUGCACCGACAGAUCGAUGAGUUGGUAACGCGCAUCACCAUGCCCCUGAGCAAAAACGACAGGAAAAAAUACAACACCGUUCUCAUCAUUGACGUGCACGCCAGAGACAUAGUUGAUUCUUUCAUAAGAGGCAGCAUCCUGGAGGCCCGAGAGUUUGAAUGGGAAAGUCAGUUGCGGUUUUAUUGGGACCGGGAGCCGGAUGAGCUGAACAUCCGCCAGUGCACGGGAACCUUUGGCUACGGAUACGAGUACAUGGGUCUGAACGGCAGGCUGGUCAUCACGCCCCUCACCGACCGGAUUUACCUGACGCUCACCCAGGCACUGUCCAUGUAUCUGGGUGGGGCCCCUGCUGGCCCAGCAGGUACUGGCAAAACCGAGACCACCAAGGACCUGGCGAAAGCCUUGGGUUUGCUCUGCAUUGUCACCAACUGUGGUGAAGGCAUGGAUUACAAGGCCGUGGGGAAGAUUUUCUCUGGCCUGGCCCAGUGCGGGGCUUGGGGCUGCUUUGAUGAGUUUAAUCGAAUCGAUGCUUCUGUGCUCUCCGUGAUCUCCUCUCAGAUUCAGACGAUCCGAAACGCUCUGAUCCAUCAGUUAACCACAUUCCAGUUUGAAGGGCAGGAGAUUUCCCUGGACUCCCGCAUGGGCAUCUUCAUCACCAUGAACCCCGGCUACGCGGGCCGCACGGAGCUGCCCGAGUCAGUGAAGGCGCUGUUCAGGCCCGUGGUCGUGAUCGUGCCCGACCUGCAGCAGAUCUGCGAGAUCAUGCUCUUCUCCGAGGGCUUCCUGGGGGCCAAGACUCUGGCAAAAAAGAUGACAGUUCUGUAUAAGCUGGCCCGGGAGCAGCUGUCCAAGCAGUAUCACUAUGAUUUUGGACUCAGAGCCCUGAAAUCGGUGCUGGUCAUGGCUGGUGAGCUGAAGAGAGGCUCCUCUGACCUUAGGGAGGACGUGGUGCUGAUGAGGGCCCUGCGAGACAUGAACCUGCCCAAGUUUGUGUUUGAAGAUGUUCCUCUUUUCCUUGGUUUGAUUUCGGAUCUGUUUCCUGGGCUGGACUGCCCUCGCGUCCGCUACCCUGACUUCAAUGAUGCGGUAGAGCAGGUCCUGGAGGAGAAUGGCUACACGGUCCUACCCGUCCAGGUGGAUAAAGUGGUUCAAAUGUUCGAGACCAUGUUAACCCGCCACACGACGAUGGUGGUGGGACCCACCAGAGGGGGCAAGUCCGUCGUCAUUAACACUCUGUGUCAGGCCCAGACCAAGCACUAUGGUGAGAAGUGCCCUGUCUGCUUGAUCCAUGAAGUCAACACAGAGCCGAUGUUGUUCUGCAGGCUUGGGCUGAUGACAAAGUUGUAUAUCCUGAACCCCAAAGCCGUGAGUGUCAUAGAACUCUAUGGCAUCCUGGACCCAACCACCCGAGACUGGACGGAUGGGGUGUUGUCAAACAUCUUCAGGGAAAUCAACAGGCCAACGGAUAAGAAGGAGCGAAAGUAUAUUUUAUUUGAUGGUGAUGUGGAUGCUCUGUGGGUGGAAAACAUGAAUUCUGUGAUGGAUGACAACAAGUUGUUGACAUUGGCCAAUGGGGAACGCAUCCGGCUCCAAGCACACUGUGCCCUGCUCUUUGAGGUUGGAGAUUUACAGUAUGCCUCCCCUGCAACUGUCUCUCGAUGUGGAAUGGUUUAUGUGGAUCCUAAAAACUUGAAAUAUAGACCUUACUGGGAAAAAUGGGUUAAUCAAAUACCAAACAAGGUGGAACAAUACAAUUUGAAUAGUCUCUUUGAGAAAUAUGUGCCCUAUCUCGUGGAUGUGAUAGUGGAAGGGAUAGUGGAUGGAAGACAAACAGAGAAGCUGAAGACAAUAGUUCCUCAGACAGACCUCAAUAUGGUAACCCAGUUAGCCAAGAUGUUGGAUGCGUUACUAGAAGGAGAAAUAGAGGACCUCGACCUGCUGGAGUGCUACUUCCUGGAGGCUCUAUACUGCUCUCUGGGAGCCUCCCUGCUUGAGGAUGGAAGGACGAAAUUUGAUGAAUAUAUCAAACGCCUUGCUUCUUUGUCUACUGUUGACACAGAAGGAGUUUGGGCCAACCCUGGGGAACUGCCAGGUCAACUUCCAACCUUGUAUGACUUUCAUUUUGAUGACAAACGGAAUCAGUGGGUCCCAUGGAGUAAAUUAGUUCCAGAGUAUAUUCAUGCCCCCGAGAGGAAAUUUAUCGACAUCCUGGUUCACACAGUGGAUACCACUCGGUCUACCUGGAUAUUGGAACAAAUGGUUAAAAUUAAGCAACCUAUUAUUUUUGUUGGUGAAUCUGGCACUUCUAAGACAGCCACUACCCAGAAUUUCCUCAAAAAUCUGAGUGAAGAAACUAACAUUGUGUUAAUGGUCAACUUCUCCUCCCGCACCACGUCCAUGGAUAUCCAAAGAAAUUUAGAAGCAAAUGUGGAAAAGCGAACCAAAGAUACUUACGGCCCGCCCAUGGGAAAACGCCUGCUGGUGUUCAUGGAUGACAUGAAUAUGCCAAGGGUGGAUGAAUACGGCACGCAGCAGCCAAUUGCCUUGCUGAAGCUGCUGUUGGAAAAAGGCUACUUAUAUGACCGUGGGAAGGAGCUGAACUGUAAAAGCAUUCGAGACCUUGGCUUUAUCGCUGCAAUGGGAAAAGCCGGAGGAGGCCGCAAUGAAGUUGACCCGAGAUUUAUUUCACUAUUCAGUGUCUUCAACGUGCCGUUUCCUUCAGAGGAGUCUCUGCAUUUAAUUUAUUCCUCCAUCCUGAAAGGCCAUACCUCGACGUUUCAUGAAAGCAUUGUGGCUGUGAGUGGCAAGCUGACAUUCUGCACGCUAGCACUUUACAAAAUUAUUGUGCAAGACCUACCUCCCACUCCGUCGAAGUUCCAUUACAUCUUCAACCUUCGAGAUCUCUCACGGGUUUUUAAUGGUCUUGUCCUCACUAACCCGGAGCGAUUCCAGACGGUGGCCCAGAUGGUGAGAGUCUGGAGGAAUGAAUGUCUGAGAGUCUUCCACGACCGGCUGAUCAGUGAAACAGACAAGCAGCUGGUACAACAGCACUUAGGUGAUUUGGUUACGGAACAUUUUAACGAUGACGUGGAGGUGGUGAUGAGGGAUCCCAUAUUGUUUGGAGACUUCCGGAUGGCUCUGCACGAGGGAGAACCACGCAUUUAUGAAGACAUCCAGGACUACGAGGCGGCCAAGGCUCUGUUCCAGGAAAUUCUUGAAGAGUAUAAUGAAAGCAACACCAAAAUGAACUUGGUUCUCUUCGACGACGCUCUGGAGCAUUUAACCCGGGUGCACCGUAUCAUCCGCAUGGACCGCGGCCACGCCCUGCUGGUCGGGGUCGGGGGCUCGGGGAAGCAGUCUCUUUCGAGGCUGGCUGCUUUCACAGCCGGCUGUGAGGUAUUUGAGAUCCUGCUGAGCCGAGGCUACUCGGAGAACAAUUUCCGGGAAGACCUGAAGAGCCUCUAUUUGAAACUCGGGAUCGAGAACAAAGCGAUGAUCUUUCUGUUCACGGAUGCCCAUGUGGCCGAGGAAGGCUUCCUGGAGCUCAUCAACAACAUGCUGACCUCAGGAAUUGUACCUGCGCUUUUCCCUGAAGAGGAGAAGGAGUCUAUCCUGAGUCAGAUUGGACAGGAAGCUCUGAAGCAAGGCAUGGGGCCGGCCAAGGAGUCCGUGUGGCAGUACUUCGUGAACAAAAGUGCAAAUAACCUGCACAUUGUCCUGGGCAUGUCGCCAGUGGGGGACACCCUGAGGACCUGGUGCAGAAACUUCCCAGGUAUGGUAAAUAACACUGGUAUUGACUGGUUCAUGCCCUGGCCUCCCCAAGCCCUCCAUGCGGUUGCAAAGUCAUUUCUAGGGCGUAAUCCAAUGAUCCCGGCAGAAAAUAUAGAAAAUGUGGUAAAGCAUGUUGUUUUGGUUCACCAGUCCGUGGGUCACUACAGCAAACAGUUUCUACAGAAAUUGAGGCGCAGCAACUAUGUCACUCCCAAGAACUACCUUGAUUUUAUUCACACCUAUUCAAAAUUGCUGGAUGAGAAAACUCAGUAUAAUAUAGCUCAGUGCAAGCGUCUGGACGGGGGACUGGACAAGCUGAAGGAGGCCACCAUCCAGCUGGACGAGCUGAACCAGAAGCUGGCCGAGCAGAAGAUCGUGCUGGCCGAGAAGUCUGCCGCCUGCGAGGCCUUGCUGGAGGAGAUCGCCGUCAACACUGCUGUAGCUGAGGAGAAGAAGAAACUGGCGGAGGAAAAGGCCAUAGAGAUAGAGGAGCAGAACAAGGUCAUUGCCAUGGAGAAGGCUGAGGCCGAGACGACCCUGGAGGAGGUCAUGCCCAUCCUGGAGGCCGCGAAGCUGGAGCUGCAGAAGCUGGACAAGUCGGACGUGACUGAGAUUAGGUCGUUUGCUAAGCCCCCGAAGCAGGUGCAGACGGUCUGUGAAUGCAUCCUCAUCAUGAAGGGGUACAAAGAGCUCAACUGGAAAACCGCCAAGGGCAUGAUGUCCGACCCGAAUUUCCUGAGGUCUCUGAUGGAGAUCGAUUUUGAUUCGAUUACCCAGAGCCAAGUGAAAAACAUCAAAGGCCUCUUGAAGACUCUUAAUACCACGACUGAAGAAAUGGAAGCUGUCAGCAAAGCCGGGCUGGGGAUGCUGAAAUUUGUCGAAGCUGUAAUGGGCUACUGUGAUGUUUUCAGAGAGAUCAAGCCCAAAAGAGAGAAGGUGGCCAGGUUGGAGCGGAAUUUUUACCUCACUAAACGGGAACUGGAAAGGAUCCAGAAUGAGUUGGCAGCAAUUCAGAAAGAGCUGGAAACAUUGGGUGCCAAAUACGAGGCCGCCAUACUGGAAAAGCAGAAGCUGCAGGAGGAAGCCGAGAUCAUGGAGAGGCGGCUGAUUGCUGCAGACAAACUCAUCUCGGGUCUGGGGUCGGAAAACAUCAGGUGGCUGAAUGACCUGGAUGAGCUGAUGCACCGGCGCGUGAAGUUGCUGGGGGACUGCCUGCUCUGCGCGGCCUUCCUGAGCUACGAGGGAGCCUUCACCUGGGAGUUCCGUGACGAGAUGGUCAAUCGGAUUUGGCAAAACGACAUCCUGGAGCGGGAGAUUCCUCUGAGCCAGCCUUUCCGGCUGGAAAGCCUGCUCACGGAUGAUGUUGAGAUCAGCAGAUGGGGAUCCCAGGGCCUUCCCCCCGAUGAGCUGUCUGUUCAGAAUGGCAUCCUCACCACCCGGGCCAGCCGCUUCCCUCUCUGCAUCGACCCCCAGCAGCAGGCCCUCAACUGGAUCAAGAGAAAAGAGGAGAAGAACAAUCUGCGGGUCGCUUCCUUUAACGACCCUGACUUUCUCAAGCAGCUAGAGAUGUCCAUAAAGUACGGGACCCCUUUCCUGUUCCGCGAUGUUGAUGAAUACAUCGAUCCUGUGAUUGAUAACGUCUUAGAAAAAAAUAUAAAAGUCUCCCAAGGACGGCAGUUUAUUAUCCUGGGAGACAAGGAAGUUGACUAUGAUUCAAAUUUCAGACUGUACCUAAACACCAAGCUGGCCAAUCCCAGAUACUCCCCAUCCGUGUUUGGGAAAGCUAUGGUCAUCAAUUACACCGUCACGCUGAAGGGCCUGGAGGACCAGCUGCUGAGCGUGCUGGUGGCUUACGAGAGGCGGGAGUUGGAGGAGCAGCGGGAGCACCUCAUCCAGGAGACCAGCGAGAACAAGAACCUACUCAAGGACCUGGAAGAUUCCCUCCUUCGGGAGCUGGCCACGUCCACCGGGAACAUGCUGGACAAUGUGGACCUGGUGCACACCCUGGAGGAGACCAAAUCCAAGGCAACAGAGGUCUCAGAGAAACUCAAGCUGGCGGAGAAGACAGCCUUGGACAUCGACAGGCUGCGGGAUGGCUACCGGCCAGCAGCCAGGAGGGGGGCCAUCCUGUUCUUCGUGCUGUCUGAGAUGGCCCUGGUGAACUCCAUGUACCAGUACUCCCUGAUUGCCUUCUUAGAGGUCUUCGGGCUGUCACUGAAGAAGUCGCUGCCCGAUUCCAUUCUCAUGAAACGCCUGAGGAACAUCAUGGACACACUGACCUUCAACAUCUAUAACUACGGCUGCACGGGGCUGUUUGAGAGGCACAAGCUACUCUUUUCUUUUAAUAUGACCAUCAAGAUAGAACAAGCAGAAGGGAGAGUCCCUCAAGAAGAAUUAGAUUUCUUUCUAAAAGGAAACAUUUCCCUGGAGAAAAGCAGAAGAAAAAAGCCCUGCGCUUGGUUGUCUGACCAAGGAUGGGAAGAUAUCAUUCUUUUAUCAGAGAUGUUUUCAGACAGCUUUGGGCGACUUCCUGAUGAUGUUGAGAAUAACCAGACUGUCUGGCAGGAGUGGUAUGACCUGGAUUCACUGGAGCAGUUUCCAUUCCCCUUGGGUUACGACAACAACAUCACCCCUUUCCAGAAAUUGCUUAUUUUGCGCUGUUUCCGUGUGGAUCGGGUCUAUCGGGCAGUGACUGACUAUGUGACUGUAACAAUGGGAGAGAAGUAUGUACAGCCCCCAAUGAUCAGCUUUGAAGCUAUUUUUGAGCAGAGCACUCCAAAUUCGCCCAUUGUGUUUAUCCUGAGUCCUGGCUCUGACCCUGCCAGUGAUCUUAUGAAAUUAGCAGAGCGAAGUGGUUUUGGAGGAAAUCGCCUGAAAUUCCUUGCAAUGGGUCAAGGUCAAGAAAAGGUGGCCCUGCAGCUGCUGGAAACUGCGGUGGCUCGCGGGCAGUGGCUGAUGCUGCAGAACUGCCACCUCCUCGUCAAGUGGCUGAAAGAUCUGGAGAAGUCCUUGGAGAGGAUCAUCAAGCCCCACCCAGACUUCCGCCUGUGGCUCACCACGGACCCCACCAAGGGCUUCCCCAUUGGGAUUCUGCAGAAGUCCCUAAAGGUUGUCACUGAGCCGCCCAAUGGGCUGAAACUCAACAUGAGGGCAACUUACUUCAAGAUCUCUCACGAAAUGCUGGACCAGUGCCCGCACCCUGCCUUCAAGCCGCUGGUCUACGUGCUGGCAUUCUUUCAUGCUGUGGUGCAGGAGAGAAGGAAGUUUGGGAAGAUUGGCUGGAACGUGUACUAUGACUUCAAUGAGUCUGACUUCCAGGUCUGCAUGGAAAUUCUGAACACGUACUUAACGAAAGCCUUCCAGCAACGGGACCCGAGGAUCCCGUGGGGCAGCCUCAAGUACCUAAUUGGAGAGGUCAUGUAUGGGGGACGGGCCAUCGACAGCUUUGAUCGCCGCAUCCUGACCAUCUACAUGGAUGAGUACCUGGGGGACUUCAUUUUUGAUACUUUCCAGCCAUUCCACUUCUUCCGGAACAAGGAAGUGGACUACAAAAUCCCUGUUGGUGAUGAAAAGGAGAAAUUUGUUGAAGCCAUUGAGGCCCUCCCGCUUGCCAACACGCCAGAAGUGUUUGGUCUCCACUCCAACGCUGAGAUUGGCUAUUACACACAGGCGGCUCGAGACAUGUGGGCUCACCUGCUGGAGCUGCAGCCUCAGACAGGGGAAUCCAGCAGUGGCAUCAGCCGCGAUGAUUAUAUUGGCCAAGUGGCCAAAGACAUAGAAAACAAGAUGCCCAAAGUCUUUGACUUGGACCAAGUGAGGAAGCGCCUUGGAACAGGAAUCUCCCCCACUUCGGUGGUGCUCCUGCAGGAGCUGGAACGCUUCAACAAGCUUGUGGUCCGGAUGACCAAGUCUCUGGCUGAACUUCAAAGGGCCUUAGCUGGAGAAGUUGGAAUGAGCAAUGAGUUAGACGAUGUGGCCAGGUCUCUUUUUAUCGGGCAGAUCCCUAAUAUCUGGAGAAGGCUUGCUCCUGACACCUUAAAGUCUCUUGGAAACUGGAUGGUCUACUUCCUGCGGCGGUUCAGCCAGUACAUGUUGUGGGUCACCGAGGGUGAGCCCAGCGUGAUGUGGCUCUCGGGGCUGCACAUCCCUGAGUCCUACCUCACGGCGCUGGUGCAGGCCACCUGCCGGAAGAACGGCUGGCCGCUGGACCGCUCCACCUUGUUCACACAAGUGACCAAGUUCCGGGACGCAGAUGAAGUGAAUGAGCGGGCGGGACAAGGGUGCUUUGUCUCAGGACUGUACCUGGAGGGUGCUGACUGGGAUAUAGAAAAAGGAUGUCUUAUCAAGAGCAAACCCAAGGUGCUGGUUGUGGACCUGCCGAUCCUGAAGAUCAUCCCCAUUGAAGCCCAUCGCCUCAAGCUGCAGAAUACCUUCCGGACCCCCGUCUACACCACCUCCAUGAGAAGGAACGCCAUGGGAGUCGGCUUGGUGUUUGAAGCUGAUCUCUUUACCACGAGGCACAUUUCUCACUGGGUGCUGCAAGGAGUAUGCCUCACCCUGAAUUCUGAUUAACCUUUGGGUGAAGAAAACUGCUUAAUGAAUUCGGAGCCUCGGGCUGGUUGGGAAGAGUGAUCAGGUCUGCUGUCAUUUCUUGGGGCCUCUCAAGAGGCAGGAGGGGGACUGACACUGAUUUUUCAUUUGAAAUCAGCCAUUUAAAUCUCUUUCCAUACAAAUUAACCUGAAUGGUUUUAUUUUUAAUACUACUUUUUAAAAGGAAUUUAUAUGAUCACAAAGUAAAUCUUGGAGAGUAUUUUAA
Messenger RNA from Cercocebus atys (sooty mangabey), 13915 nucleotides. RefSeq names its product dynein, axonemal, heavy chain 10 (gene DNAH10). The transcript has 81 exons. Gene Ontology annotation, biological process: microtubule-based movement. Gene Ontology annotation, molecular function: minus-end-directed microtubule motor activity; dynein light intermediate chain binding; ATP hydrolysis activity. Bases 1 to 13671 code for a protein of 4556 amino acids. Lineage: Eukaryota; Metazoa; Chordata; Mammalia; Primates; Cercopithecidae. The record is from RefSeq and is a predicted model, not a curated record. Gene Ontology annotation, cellular component: dynein complex.